Messenger RNA from Arachis stenosperma, 561 nucleotides. Its product is annotated as cytochrome P450 CYP736A12-like. The coding region runs from base 1 to 561 and encodes 186 amino acids. The record is from RefSeq and is a predicted model, not a curated record. Gene Ontology annotation, molecular function: iron ion binding; monooxygenase activity; heme binding. Lineage: Eukaryota; Viridiplantae; Streptophyta; Magnoliopsida; Fabales; Fabaceae. The transcript has a single exon.
AUGAAGAAACUUCAACACGAGAUACAACAUGCAGUGGGAGGAAUUAACAAAGAAGUUGAAGAGAAUGAAAUAGAGAAUAUGCCUUAUUUGGAUAUGGUUGUGAAAGAGACCUUAAGAUUAUACCCGGUUGCACCUUUGUUAGUGCCUCAUGUGUCUCGAAACGACGUCGUUAUUGAAGAUUAUUACAUAAAAAGAAAUACACAAAUCAUAAUAAACGCAUGGGCAAUUGGAAGGGAUCCAAGAGUUUGGUCAGAAAAUGCAGAGAAGUUCUAUCCAGAGAGAUUUGAACAUGAUAAUGUAGACAUUCAUGGUCGUGACUUUAGAUUCAUACCAUUUGGUUCUGGUCGAAGAGGGUGCCCUGGAGCUCAAUUGGGAUUUGCAACUAUCAAGUUUGUUGUGGCUCAGUUGGUGCAUUGCUUUAACUGGGAGCUUCCUUUUGGCAUGUCUUGUGAUGAAUUAGACAUGAAUGAAACAUUUGGCAUCACUAUAGCAAGAACUACACACUUGCUAGCUAUUCCAACUUUCAGGCUAACAGGUGAAGCUGCUAGUAACAAAGAAUAA